Molecule: messenger RNA, 1239 nt
Organism: Penicillium salamii
Lineage: Eukaryota; Fungi; Ascomycota; Eurotiomycetes; Eurotiales; Aspergillaceae
Source: the annotation of a GenBank genome assembly
AUGCCUUCCUCGCCCGACUACCAACACCCCCUGGACCAUCCCGAUGCUCCGGACGAUUUCUCGGACUCGGACGAUGAUUUGGACCUCGAAGAGCUAGAUCCAAGCACAGCUUCGCCUCAGCAAAGUCGGGAGUCGCGGGACUAUACGGGCCGAAAACGAAGCUUUGGGCCUGGGAUAGCGUUACGGAACUUGCGUGUUGGAGCCGGCAGUCGAUGGAGACGCAGCGCGUCUGGACGAGGCGAGUUUGAUGAUGACACCGAUGCGCUAUUGGAGAAUAGGGAAGACCAAGGUGUGAGAGACUCGCAUGCGAGCUCCCGCAAUCUGGAAGAAGACGGCCUACCACUCUUAGACCGUCGGGCCUCGACUCGCGACUUCGGCAAUGAUCCACCUAAGAAAGCCAGGUUCUUGCGAUUCCCAUUUAAAACGCCUGCCUUUUUGCAGGGAAGAUCGGUGCAGCUUUCUGGGGAUGACAAUGAAACUGUAGACCAACCACCCCGUCAAGUGCUCGUUGGGCAACAUCAAGCCGCCAAAUAUCCGGCCAAUGUGGUUUCGAACGCAAAGUACACACCAUGGAGCUUUUUGCCAAGGACUCUUUACAAUGAGUUUUCUUUCUUCUUCAACAUAUAUUUUCUGCUGGUUGCUAUGUCGCAAAUCAUUCCGGUUCUCCGAAUUGGCUACAUGUCAUCCUAUAUCGCCCCGUUGGCCUUUGUGGUCUCCAUAUCCUUGGGAAAGGAAGCGCUGGAUGACAUUGGACGCCGGCGCAGAGACGCAGAAGCCAAUUCGGAGGAGUAUUGCACUCUCACCGUUGGCAGGAACAAUACUACGGAGGUUAUCAAAAAGUCACGGGAUUUGAAAGUCGGCGAUAUUUUGAAGGUCCGCAAGAAUCAACGUUUGCCGGCAGAUGUUGUCAUUUUGAAGAGUAUUUCCAAUGACUCGGGCUCUCCCCGUCCAUCGAUGGCACCAGAAGAGGCUUCGCCCCAGCCUACCGACUUACUUGAAUCAGGCCAAGGAUCUUCAGAGCCCCAGGCGCAAAUAACCAGCACUCCUGCCGAGGAUUCUUCGGAUUCUGCUGGUGACACCUUCAUCCGCACUGAUCAACUGGACGGCGAAACUGACUGGAAACUCCGUCUGCCCUCGGUCCUGUCCCAAUCGGUCCCACUGGCCGACCUUGGUCGACUUCACAUCACCGCGAGUGCGCCGGAUAAAAGGGUCAAUGAUCUGCUCCGUCGGCGCCUUUGA